Messenger RNA from Manihot esculenta (cassava), 1342 nucleotides. RefSeq names its product cysteine-rich receptor-like protein kinase 10. Lineage: Eukaryota; Viridiplantae; Streptophyta; Magnoliopsida; Malpighiales; Euphorbiaceae. Gene Ontology annotation, molecular function: protein kinase activity; ATP binding. The record is from RefSeq and is a predicted model, not a curated record. The transcript has 7 exons. Gene Ontology annotation, biological process: protein phosphorylation. Bases 16 to 1242 code for a protein of 408 amino acids.
UCUCUGUUAAUUACGAUGAAUAUUCAGACAUGUUUCUGUAUUCACGCAGGAAAAAGCGGCGUCUCAAGAGCUACAAUUAUAGCAAUUGUUGCUUCAGUUACUGCGUCUAUUUUACUCAUCUUCAUGGGUUACUAUUUACGUUGUAGGCGAGAAAGAAAGAAAUAUGGCACCAUAAGGGAAAACAGCGCCGACAGUGAUAUUACAACGGUUGAGUCCUUGCAAUUUGAUUUGGGUACAAUAGAAGCUGCUACAAAUAAUUUCUCCAAUGAUAAUAAAUUGGGUGAAGGUGGAUUUGGUGAGGUUUAUAAGGGAAUAAUGUCUAAUGGACAAGCAAUAGCUGUGAAGAGGCUGUCGAGAAAUUCUUUACAAGGUGCAGAAGAAUUCAAGAAUGAGGUCCUGUUGGUAGCCAAGCUUCAACACAGAAAUUUAGUGAGGCUGCUAGGAUUUUGCCUGGAAGGAGAAGAAAAGAUCCUGGUUUAUGAAUUUGUUCCCAACAAAAGCCUCGACUACUUUCUAUUCGAUCCUGAGAAGCGAAGGCAAUUGAAUUGGCCAAGGCGUUACAAGAUAAUAGAAGAAAUUGCUCGAGGAAUUCUAUAUCUUCAUGAGGAUUCUCGCCUCAGAAUCAUACACCGUGAUCUUAAAGCUAGUAAUAUUUUAUUAAAUGAAGAUAUGCAUCCAAAAGUUUCAGAUUUUGGUAUGGCUAAGAUUUUUGGAGUUGAUCAAACUCAAGGGAAUACUAGUAGAAUUGUCGGAACAUAUCGUUAUAUAUCUGACCUUGACACAAUGCAUGGGCAAUUCUCAGUCAAAUCAGACUUAUACAGCUUUGGCGUCUUGCUUCUUGAGAUAAUUUGUGGAAAAAAGAACAGUUCUUUCUAUCAAACUGACGGCGUUGAGGAUCUCGUCAGCCAUAUCUGGAAACACUGGAGAAAUGAAACUCCUUUUGAAGUGGUAGAUUCAGUUCUGAGAGAUUCAUAUUCAAGAAAUGAAGUCUUAAGGUGCAUCCAAAUAGGCUUGUUAUGCGUUCAGGAAGAUCCUUCCGACAGACCAACAAUGGCGAAAAUUGUUCUCUUGUUCAGUAGUUACUCUGUUACUCUGCCAGUUCCCCAACAGCCAGCCUUUUUUCUUCACAGCAAAUCGGGGCAGAUCAUGCCAGGGAAUGGGUUGGAUUCGGAACAGUCCACUAAUAAGUCAGUGUCAUGGUCUGUCGAUGAAGGAUCAAUUACUGAAGUAUAUCCUCGUUAGUGAAUGUAAUGAAAUUUUCUUGGAGGUAAGUGGUAGAAGUUUUCAAGGAUUGGAAACUUUGAUCUUUUAAUUUCAAUUUACGUUUCAAUCUUCAGUGUUA